AUGGCCUCCCAAUAUCAAGUCCCUAGUACGCCGCGAGUAAUUUCUCCCUCGCCGACACCUAGCGAAACGAGCGGAAGAGAUGGCUAUUUCCCUCCCACAACACGAUCGAAGACGCAACGCUUGAGCUCCGUCGAUCCCAUAGACGAGUCACACGAAGAGAACGAUCCAGAGCUUUCUCGCGCGAGGAGCAGAAGCAGAAGUCCGCAGAUAGAACGAAGGCCGACGAGAAUGACAGCAAAUGGUGGGGUCUCAUCUGGCGUAAAACCAUUGAUACCAGCGCCGACUGCCGCGGAGCCGACAAGGCGGAGGACAGAUGAUGCAGCACUUUCAAAUGGAACACCUUCAAACGGGGCACCCAAGGGCGAGGCAAAUGGAUUCUUAUCGCCGGCGAGUGCAUAUCCUCAGAGCUUGGGGUCUUCUUACUGGCGCAACUUAAGCCGAAGCCCGAGCCCACUGGGACUGAUUCCGAUCCAUCGAGAAUGGCGAGCAUUCAUACACAAGCACGAGGUCCCGCGAAAGGUGCUGCACGUCAGCAUAGGAUUCGUCACGCUCUGGCUAUACUACGAAGGGGCGCAAACAAGCCAGAUUCAUCCCGUCCUACUGAGUCUCCUGAUACCCAUCCUUUCCGUGGAUCUGAUACGUUUCAAAUGGCCAGAGUUCAACAGGCUGUACAUAAAGGUUCUGGGGCCUUUCAUGCGGGAAAGUGAAGCACACGACCGAUUCAACGGCGUCAUCAGCUACCUUGCUGGACUGUGGGCAACUAUGUAUUUCUGCAGAAAGGACGUGGCUGUCAUCAGCGUGCUGCUGCUCUCUUGGUGUGAUACGGCAGCCAGCACAUUCGGAAGACUGUGGGGCAAGUAUACACCAAGGAUCCGGAGAGGCAAGAGUUUGGCAGGGUCUAUUGCGGCCUUCGUUUUUGGAGUAGCAAGUGCAGUGCUCUUCUGGGGAGUGGUUGCGCCGGCCGCCUCCAAGGAGUUGAACCAGGGAGAAAACAGCUUCGCCUUCGAUGGAAUUCUUACACUGCCCUCACAGGCAAGACAGUACUUGGGUUGGAGUAGAAAGGACGCGAGUGUUUCAGGGCAUACGGCUUUGGCAGUGAUUUCGGUUGUGUCGGGUUUCGUGGCGAGUGCAAGCGAAGCGGUCGACAUAUUCGGACUGGAUGACAACUUGACGAUACCUGUGUUAUGCGGAAUGGGUUUGGGCGCCUUUCUGUGGGCCUUUGGCGGCAGUUGA
This is a messenger RNA of Lecanosticta acicola, 1233 nucleotides long. Lineage: Eukaryota; Fungi; Ascomycota; Dothideomycetes; Mycosphaerellales; Mycosphaerellaceae. The record is from the annotation of a GenBank genome assembly.